Messenger RNA from Vitis riparia (riverbank grape), 554 nucleotides. Its product is annotated as 40S ribosomal protein S28. The transcript has 2 exons. Gene Ontology annotation, biological process: ribosomal small subunit assembly; translation; maturation of SSU-rRNA. The record is from RefSeq and is a predicted model, not a curated record. Bases 92 to 289 code for a protein of 65 amino acids. Gene Ontology annotation, molecular function: structural constituent of ribosome. Lineage: Eukaryota; Viridiplantae; Streptophyta; Magnoliopsida; Vitales; Vitaceae. Gene Ontology annotation, cellular component: cytosolic small ribosomal subunit; ribosome.
GCCUAUAUAAGCAAAAUUUUGGGGGUUUCUCCUUCAGAAGCCGCCGUCGAUCUUCUAAACCCUCACGUCGUCGUCUCCUUAACAGUGCGAAAUGGAUGCCGGGGUGAAGCAUGCUGUGGUGGUGAAAGUUAUGGGUCGAACUGGAUCAAGGGGUCAGGUGACACAGGUGAGAGUGAAGUUUUUGGAUGAUCAGAAUAGGUUUAUUAUGAGGAAUGUGAAGGGACCAGUCAGAGAAGGAGACAUCCUCACCCUGCUCGAGUCUGAGAGGGAGGCCAGAAGGUUGCGUUGAUGGGUUCAUCUUUGUUCCUAUAUCCAUAUUUUGGUGGCUCGAUUAUGAGUUUUGUAGUGGCAGCUAGUAUAUGACUGUUUUAUCCUGAGUUGUUAUGUUGAAGCUCGAUUACGAAUUUCUUGGUUUUUAAAGUUAAAAUGUAGUGUGAAGAUUGUUAUCUUUCUGGAUCACUUAAAAUUUACUUGUUUUGGAAUGCAUUGGCUUGAAUGUUAUGGGGAUUUUUAUGUGGUAUUGUGGACAUAUGAGCUAAUAGUAUGUUCUUCAA